Molecule: messenger RNA, 4481 nt
Organism: Silurus meridionalis
Lineage: Eukaryota; Metazoa; Chordata; Actinopteri; Siluriformes; Siluridae
Gene: meis1a
Product: Meis homeobox 1 a
Exons: 13
Coding region: 504-1661 (385 amino acids)
Biological process (GO): positive regulation of cell population proliferation; eye development; brain development
Molecular function (GO): DNA-binding transcription activator activity, RNA polymerase II-specific; RNA polymerase II cis-regulatory region sequence-specific DNA binding
Source: RefSeq, a predicted model, not a curated record
UCCAGCUCGGAGACACGACACUGAAUUAAAGCUGGGCGACUCUCCUCGGACAGCAUGGGGAUUUUAUCCGACUUGUGAACGCGUCUGGAAUAAACGCAGCACCAUUUUUGGAACAUCUUCACCAUCAGCGUGGACUCUUUGGUUUCUUGUCGCUUUUCUUGUUGCGUUAAAAAACCGAGAGGAAGAAGAAGGAAAGCAAAAAAGGAAAGAUAAGGUGGCACUCUUGGCAUUUCAAAAAAAAAAAAGAACGAGCAGGAGUGUGUCGGAGGAUUGACAAUGCGGCUGGAGUGUGUGAGCAGCGCCUGAGUUUCGGAGGACUGACUCCCUGAUGCGGUGUGAGUCCCGGCGGCUCCGUGGUUCCGCACAGCCGCCCUCGGCGCGCCCAAAGCCGGCCUCGGCGUGAUCGGGGGACUCGGUGCUGCGCCGCCACCUCCAUCUCCACCUCCACCUCCAGUACCUUCUUCUUCCUCCUUUUCAUCCUCAUCCUCCUUCACCUCCUCUUCAUGGCGCAGCGGUACGAGGAUCUGGUGCAUUACGGAGGGGACGGACUCGGGAUCCCGGGCCCAGCGGUCUACGGUGAGCCUCACGCGGCGGCGCGCGCCGUGCACGCGGUUCACGGGGCUCCCGGUCCCACGGCGGCCGCCGCCGCCGCCGCCCUGCACGCGCACCACUAUCAGCUGUCGGCCGCUCCCGGCGUGGGCUCGGCUGUUAACGACGCGCUAAAACGCGACAAAGACGCCAUUUAUGGACACCCGCUGUUUCCUCUGCUUGCACUGGUUUUUGAGAAAUGUGAAUUAGCGACGUGUACUCCGAGAGAGAGCGGCCUGGCGGCUGAUGUCUGCUCAUCCGCGUCCUUCGAUGAGGACAUUACCGUGUUUUCAAAACAGAUAAGGACAGAAAAGCCGUUCUUCGCGCCCAAUCCAGACUUGGAUAACCUGAUGGUGCAAGCCAUACAAGUGCUCCGAUUUCAUCUACUAGAAUUAGAAAAGGUCCACGAGCUUUGCGAUAAUUUCUGUCAUCGGUAUAUCAGUUGUCUGAAAGGAAAGAUGCCCAUGGACCUGGUGGUGGAUGACAGAGAAGGAUCUUCCAAAUCCGACAGUGAGGAAUUCAGUCGGACCUCCGGCGGUACCGCAGAUCAAAUGUGUUGGAGGGAAGAUGACUCCGUCUCCGUUCACUCCACCGAAGGUCCGGCACCCUGUGGCGGGCUUUCUAGUUCUCUCAACGGAGACAACAGUAGUGAACAUGGUGACCUUUUGGACCAUGGUGCUGCUUCUCCAAGCACGGGGGAUGAUGACGAGACGGACAAGGACAGGAGGAACAACAAAAAACGAGGGAUAUUUCCUAAAGUGGCCACAAACAUCAUGCGAGCAUGGCUGUUCCAGCACCUAACACACCCAUACCCCUCUGAAGAGCAGAAGAAGCAGUUGGCUCAGGACACAGGUCUCACCAUCCUCCAGGUCAACAACUGGUUCAUCAACGCCAGAAGAAGGAUAGUCCAGCCAAUGAUCGAUCAGUCGAACCGCGCAGUAGGUCACGGUGGGCCGUACACUCCUGAGAGUCAGCCAAUGGGAGGCUACAUGUUGGACGGACAGGCUCACAUGGCCUCUAGAGCUCCAGGUUCACUAGGGAUGGGGAUGGACAGUCAGUGGCACUACAUGUAACCAAUAUCUUUUACACCUACCUAGGUGUCAGCACCAAAGAUGGCGAAUCGUCAACGCUACAAAUCCCAGAAGCCUGAUAAAUUACCUCUCCGUGGCUUAAGGAAUGCAAGUGCCUCGCUGCCACCACAGGGACUGCUGCAGCAGGCCGUUACAGCCGUUUCGUUCAAAAUGGCCGCCCCAGCUGGAUUCUGGCGAGGACUGGGGCAUCAAUCAUAAAGAGUCCAAAAAAAAGAAAACAUAAAAAGAAAACCUCUCUGCUCCUCCCAGCCGUACCUGCUAUAGGCCUGAAGACAAGGACUGAACUGCCUUAAAGGAUACGGACGCUCAAAUGUUAACCCUCAGAAAAAUGAUUUUAUCAUGGUGUUCAAAUGUUUUUUGGUGUUUUUAGUCAUAUUCUAGGGUUUCGAAGUUAAAAACGGCUCAAAAAUGACCUCCAUAGACAACUUACAGUUAAAGCAUCAAGUUCCCUAGUUACAACAUCAACUUCCUUAGUUACAACAUCAACUUCCUUAGUUACAACAUCAGUUUUCCUUAGUUACAAAAUCAACAUUCUUAGUUACAGAACCAACUUCCUUAGUUACAACAUCAAGUUUCAUUAGUUACCGCAUCAACUUUCUUAAUUACAGCAUAAACUUUCCUCAGUUACACAAUCAAAUGUCCUUGUUUACAGAAUCAACUUCAUUAAGUAAAGCAUCAACUUUUCAACUUUUCCUUAGUUAAUGCAUCAGUUUUACUUAGUUACAGAAUCAACUUUUUUUAGUUACAACACCAGCUCACUUAGUUACAGGAUUGUCUUCCUUAGUUACAGCAUUAACAACCGUGGGUACAGCAUCAAUGUCCUUAGUCUCAGGUUGAGUUUCCCUUGUUACAGCAUUAAUGAUUUAGCUACAGGAAAUUUCUAAACUAUUAUUAUUAUUUACAUUAUUAAUUCUUUAGUUAUAGAAGUGGCUUCCUAAUUUACAGGAUUAAAUUCUCAGUUAUUGCGUCAAGUUCCUCAGUUACAGGUUCAUGUACCUUAGUUACAGCAUCAACUUCCUUAGGUAUAGGAUCAUGGUCCUUAGUUACAACAUUAACUUUCUUAGUUGCACCAAUAACCUGCUUAGUUACAGGAUUCUGUUCCAUAGUUAAAGCAUCAAAUUUCCUUAGUUACCAGAUCGUGUUCCUUAGUUACAGCAUCAACUUACUUAGUUACAGGAUUGUCUUCCUUAGUUACAUCAUCAGCUUUCCGUAGUUACAAGAUCAUGUUCCUUAGUUACAGCAUCAACUUUCCCUAGUUACUGCAUCAACUUACUUAGUUACAGGAUCAUGUUCCUUAGUUACAGCAUCAACUUCCUUAGUUACAGGAUUGGCUUCCUUAGUUACAGCAUCAACUUUCCUUAGUUACUGCAUCAACUUACUUAGUUACAGGAUCAUGUUCCUUAGUUACAACUUCAGCUUUCCGUAGUUACAAGAUCACGUUUCUUAGUUACAGCAUCAACUUACUUAGUUACAAGAUCAUGUUCCUUAGUUACAAGAUCGUGUUCCUUAGUUACAGGAUUGUCUUUCUUAGUUACAUCAACUUACUUAGCUACACCGACAGUGUGCUAAGUUACAGGAUCAUGUUCCUUAGUUACCGCAUCAACUCGCUUAGCUACAGGAUUGUUUUCCUUAGUUGCAACAUUAACUUCCUUAGUUACACCAAUAAGCUGCUUAGCUACAGGUAUUCCAUAGCUACAGCAUCAGCUUCCAUAGUAUUGUGAAGUCGUAAUACUUAGUCACAAGGUCGUCUUCCAUAGUUACAGGACCAUUUGGGCAUUGAUGGAACAACAACCAACCGAAAUCAUCUCCGUUAAAACAGCAAUAUGGCAUCUGGUAACAAUACACUGAUUCCUGAAGGCAGUUUCUCCAGUGUUGUUAUGUUUGAAUGCUCCCUGUGUGAAAUGAUUGUAGAUACAUUGCAUACUUUUGGCACAUUAAAUCUUCAGUAAAGAUGUUGAUGCUGUAAUCCAAAAUAUCAAGGUUUCAAGCUGUUGUUCAAGCCUGGUUCUGGUGCUUGAUGGUAAAAGUUACAAUCGACAUUACAAGGUUAAACAACACCAUGUGUAAGAUUUACGAGCAUUUUAUCUCUUUUUCUCACAGACCCAAGCCGAUUUGAAUAGUCCAGCAAAAAAAACAUAUGGCCUGUUUUUUUUUUAGCUAAAUGUCCCAAUGUUGUGUAUAGGGGUUAAUUUUGUGCUGCUUCGAACUCACCCUGAAACCACACCGAAUAAAAUAUGCAUUUUGAGGUUUAACGGUGACCUUUAAGCAGUUAAAAACUAUUUUCUCACCAGCAGCAGGAGAACCUGCACACAUUUCAAGGAUCUCCUUCACUGAGAUCAACGUGGAAGUACAUUAAAGAAACGGCAAGGCUUUGAGAAAGACAUUGCAAAAAAAUAAACCCACAAAAAUUUACCAAAAAAAAGCUUGUAUUGAUGGUACGGUUUGAUUUUAGAUGACAUAGGCACUAAGCUUGCAAAUUUCUAAGGUUGAAUGUAUAAUUUUGUAGUGCUGCAAACACCAAAUGCAACGAUGUUUACUUUUUAACGAAACAUGCCGUGGACGCAUCUGCGUUUUGUUUAAAAAAAAAAAAAAAGGAUGUUUCUUGCGGUUCUUAUGGGAUCUGCUGCAUUGCUUAUCUCUUGAACGAGGAACGAUGCGCAAACAAAACCCUGCAACAAAGAUGAUUGUAAAUGUUCUGGUUUGCAUCGGUACACCGUGUUCUGUAUUUUCCGCACUAUGAGUGUUCGUGUGUGAGAGUGUGUGUGUGUGUGUGCUGUUUUCAUAAAACUUUUUACCUCAGUA